Anoplopoma fimbria (sablefish) is the source of this 1167-nucleotide messenger RNA. RefSeq names its product keratocan (gene kera). Gene Ontology annotation, molecular function: protein binding. The record is from RefSeq and is a predicted model, not a curated record. The coding region runs from base 1 to 1167 and encodes 388 amino acids. Lineage: Eukaryota; Metazoa; Chordata; Actinopteri; Perciformes; Anoplopomatidae. The transcript has 4 exons.
AUGCACAGCGCCAAAUUUCCUGGAAUUACCAUUUCCCAUGAUAUCUUACGGAGCAAUUCAUUGGAGAAGCAGAACCAAACCACACCUGGCUGCACGCAGACCACUCACACCAGUCGCAGGACCAGGUUGGGCAUCGAAAUGGCACUUCUCCUGAGCUUUCUCUGCUUGUGCCUGGUUGGGCAAGUUCUCGGCCAGGAUAUGCCCUAUGAGGAAUAUAUGGCCCAGAUCCAAGCCUGCCCUAAAGAGUGUCGUUGCCCCGCUAACUUCCCUCGUGCUGUCUACUGUGACAAUAAAGGCCUGAAGAGCAUCCCCAACAUCCCUCCACACACAUGGUAUCUCUACCUACAGAACAAUCUAAUCGAAGUCCUGUCCGCAAAUGCCCUGCGUAACGCUACGCAGCUGCGCUGGUUGAACCUAAACCGCAACAGAAUCGAUAGUAAGGGAGUAGAAGAAGGUGUCCUACGUUCAAUGUCCCACCUGGCACACCUUUACAUGGAUGAGAAUCUCUUGUCCGCUGUGCCAUCUCCCCUGCCAGUCAGCCUCGAGCAUCUACGUCUCUCUCGCAAUCGCAUCUCCAACAUCCCUUCUCGUGUCUUCCUUGGUCUGGACAAGCUUAACCUCUUGGACCUCCAAGGAAACAAGCUGAUGGAUGAUGAUGUGACUGAGGUGAGCCUGAAGGGUCUAAAAAACCUGGUACAGAUCAAUCUAGCCAAGAACCAGCUGAGCAGCAUGCCUCUUGGCUUACCACCCACCACUACCCAGCUUUUCCUUGACGGCAACAACAUUGAGAAGAUCCCAGCCGGCUACUUCAAAGAUUUGCCAAAAGUGGCAUUUCUGAGGCUCAACCACAACAAGCUUGGGAGCAGUGGAGUUCCCAGAAAUGUGUUCAAUGUCUCCAGCAUUUUGGACUUGCAGCUGUCCCACAACCAGCUGACCGAGGUUCCCCUCAUUUCCUCAGGCCUUGAACAACUUCACCUUGACCACAACAAUAUCAAAAGUGUAAGUGGCGCCAACGUCUGUCCUGUUGCCGUCGACGCUGUGGAUGACUCCGUCAACGAAAGUGUUCCUCGCCUGCGCUAUCUCAGACUGGAUGGCAAUACGAUUAAGCCACCAAUUCCCAGAGAUGUCAUUCUGUGCUUUCGUCUCCUGACGUCCAUUGUCAUCUAA